Messenger RNA from Cannabis sativa, 1400 nucleotides. RefSeq lists its product as uncharacterized. The transcript is spliced from 8 exons. NCBI's taxonomy places the organism in Eukaryota, Viridiplantae, Streptophyta, Magnoliopsida, Rosales, Cannabaceae. Bases 383 to 1126 code for a protein of 247 amino acids. The record is from RefSeq and is a predicted model, not a curated record.
CAGCCACUUACAGCAAAGAGAAACCCACGAAAAACCCACGAAAACCCUCGCCAACCACCUCUAAAAACCCACAUAUCUCUCUCAUUUCUUCACCAUUUCACCUCAUUUUUGUCUUAAAAGUUUCUAUUUUCAAUAUCUAAUCCCAUACACUAAAAAAGUUUUGUUUUUUCACCCAUUUACACUGUACCCGAACCUAUUUUAAAAAAAGGUGGUGGUUUAACUCCGACCACCGCUUUUAGCGGAGAAAUCGUUCAAUCUCAACGUUCAUUAAGGUGGCCGGAUUUUUGGUCGCAAUUUGUCGCCGGAUUGCGUUUAUAAGGUUGUGUGCUAAUAUUUGAGAGUCGAUCGACAUAUUUCGGUGUUGAUCGGAUUUGCAAUAGAUAUGGCCAACUCGAGUUCGGGAUCUGAUUCAGACCCAGAGGCAGAGUGUCCAACCACAAUACCUACACGAGGGCCGACGCAAAUGAAUGAAAUAUCCAAACUAAUGGAUCAGGGCAAAAGAGUGGCCCUCGAAGUUAAUGAUAAAGGUCAAUACUGUGGAAAAAGCUAUGCGAAGCUCGUAUCCACUCUAGGAGUCAGAUGUCGGCAGACAAUAGGGUUGGCUUAUAAAAACUGGAAAGAAGUCAACCCGACUCUGAAAAAUAAAGUUUGGAAAGACAUUCAGACGGGGUUCAUUGUGCCGGACACCUUCAAACAUGAUUGUCUCAUCCUAGCUGGGAAGUUAAUGAAAGACUUCAAGAAUAGGAUGACAAAAGACAUCAUAAUGCCCGCGUUGAAAGAGAAUGAUCUGGGACGACUGGCACAAGUCCCUGAAAAGCACCCCGAGAUCGACGCUGCUGAUUGGUGCAAAUUUGUUGAAAGUCGACUAACUCCUGAAUUUCUGGAAUUGAGUAAGGUGCAACGUGAACGUUCCUCAAAAAUUCAAUCCAGACAUCGAAGUGGUCGGAGUGGAAUGGUGAACGUACGGGAAGUUGUGAAAAAGGACCUCGAAGUUGCAGAUCCCCCCCGCCACCGUGUUUGGAUUAAAUCUCGCACCAAGAGUAGAAAACUUGUCACUAAUUACGACAAGGAAAUUGCAGAGAAGAUAGCUCAAUUAGAAGAGAAGCUUAGUCAGGGACAAAUUUAGGUCCAGGGCCAAAACGAUAUCCUGACGCAGGCGCUCGGGACACCAGAGCUUCCUGGACGUGUCAAGGCUGCUGGGUAUGCUAUUACUUCAAAUGUUAUUUAUUUAGUUACACAAAUAAAAUCGUUGCUAAUUUGCUUUUUAUGAUUUGUAGGUUCCUGACCAGGGCAUCUCAACUGUUCGGCAGGAAGAAAAGGGAAGUGUCUGAUGUUGUGGCUCGGCAAGCGAAGGAGAUUGAAAAAUUAAAAGCCGAAGUCCAAUCCCUUAAGCAGCAGAG